Batrachochytrium dendrobatidis JAM81 is the source of this 2037-nucleotide messenger RNA. RefSeq lists its product as uncharacterized. Gene Ontology annotation, molecular function: protein binding. The coding region runs from base 1 to 2037 and encodes 678 amino acids. Lineage: Eukaryota; Fungi; Chytridiomycota; Chytridiomycetes; Rhizophydiales. The transcript has a single exon. The record is from RefSeq and is a predicted model, not a curated record.
AUGUCUUUGAAUGAGCGACAAUCCCACUACAGUCUAUGGGGAUUGCUCCCUACUGAGCUACAUCAACACAUUGUUACGCUGGCUGGACCGCUCACUGUCUUCCUGUAUUAUGGCAUUGACGUUGCGAUCGAAUCCAUCAAGACAGACAACUGCAAUCUCUGGCAUGACGACUACAAGACCAGUUCGGUUCUUGCUACCAUCAGUCUAGAGCAACAGCACAUCUCUCCGCUGAUGCUGGUGUAUCGCAGUAUAUGGCUGGAUGCUUUUACUAUAGAUUGGGACGGUGACUUGUCACUGCUGCCUUGUUAUAUUCCUCACAUUGCUGACCUACGUCAAGUGUGCAGUCGAUCCAUGUAUAUGCGUUUAUCACACCAUCUUCUAAGCAUAACAGGACUGGAUGCCAACAGAACCGGUGUUGCUGGUCAUUCGUCCUCUAUAUUUCCAGCUACGGAUUGCUCUCCACAGUUGCUUCGGAAUCUCCUUAUACAUAUUCCCAUGCGUCAUGUAUGGCUCGAUGAACUAGACGUCAACCAUCUCAAACUUCAUAUCCACCACUUUGUAUCGGAUGCUAUCCAGUUUGGACAUUUGGACUUUCUUAUUUACUUGGUUUCAAACUAUUUGAUAACGAUUGAUGCUCUCUGUGUUCGGGUCUUGCCUAUGGGUUUGCAUCCAUUGGGUGCUGUUUCGUUUGCAAUUAUUAAUUCGGCUGCUUCGCCUGUUUUUUCUCAGGAAGGCCGUUUAACUUUCAGCUCAUCAUUCAACGAUCUGGACUCGGAUUCAGAGAAUGGUGACUGGAGCUGGACGUAUAAUGUUAUUGAUAUUGCUGCAUCAAAUAACGAUAUGGACAUGGUCAAGUGGUUACAUGAGCAUGGAAAUACUGGAUGCACUACAGAGGCAAUCGACAAGGCUUCAGAGUAUGGAUACGUCAACAUGGUUGAAUACCUUCAUUCCCACUUUUCUUUAUUACACGACUCUUUAUCCGCUUUGGAUCAUAUUUCUGACGAGGACUCGAUUAUAAGAUCUGGUCCAUUGAUGGGUCGCCAGAUUGGAGGCUGCACUCAAUGGGCCAUGAUUGCAGCCGCUCAGAAUGGUCAUAUUGAUGUUGUCAAAUUCCUGCAUGCAAAUCGCACUGAAGGAUGCACAACAAGAGCCAUGGACGAAGCUGCAUUACACGGUCAUUUGAAUAUCAUUCAAUUUUUGCAUACUCACCGUACAGAAGGUGCUACGUCGACUGCCAUGGAUAAUGCUGCUGCAUUUGGUCAUUUGAACAUUGUCAAGUGGUUGCAUUUCAAUCGGACAGAAGGGUGUUCCGUAUCUGCAAUGGAUACUGCUGCUGCUAAUGGACAUUUGGAUGUCAUUCAAUUUCUUCACUCAAAUCGACACGAGGGAUGCACAGUCAAGGCUAUGGAUGCUGCUGCACGAGAAGGCCAUUUACACAUUGUAAAAUGGCUACAUGAGAAUCGAUCUGAAGGAUGCACAGUAAAUGCUAUGGACUAUGCUGCAUGCAAUGGUCAUAUAGAUGUUCUCGUGUAUUUACACACACAUCGUAGUGAGGGAUGCACUGUUCAAGCCAUAAAUUCAGCAGCAAAGCAAGGCCAUUUGAACAUUGUCAAGUGGUUGCAUUUCAAUCGGACAGAAGGGUGUUCCGUAUCUGCAAUGGAUACUGCUGCUGCUAAUGGACAUUUGGACGUCAUUCAAUUUCUUCACUCAAAUCGACACGAGGGAUGCACAGUCAAGGCUAUGGAUGCUGCUGCACGAGAAGGCCAUUUACACAUUGUAAAGUGGCUACAUGAGAAUCGAUCUGAAGGAUGCACAGAAUGGGCAGUCACUUAUGCAGCCAUAAAUGGAAAUUUACCGAUCGUCAAAUGGCUCACAGAAUAUCGAACAGAGGGUUUUUCGCUGCACGCACUUGCUUGCCAGAACACGGAUAUUGCCAACCAUUUGGUGCAAUCGCUUUCAGUUAAAGAACGAAGUGCAUUAUUACUAAAAGCAAUGGAACGUAAAAGUGAAGAUAUUAUAAUUAGCAGACUGAUGUAA